ACUUGCAUACAAAUUGUAUUGCUAUUAAAACAGUAUUACACACGUGGCUGAAUUCGUUAAUUCUCCUGCAUGUCUGCGAUUUGUUAUAUUACCCACAAAGCGAUUACAGGAUAAUUCAAUCAGAAGAGGGGUAUUUAUGCACGAUUAUCCCGUUGGCUUGGCCGUGCUGUCUGAGUCGGAUGGAAUAAAUAGCAUAAUCAUAAUUACGCGCGCUGCCCAUUGGACGAGUGCGCAGCGCCUCGCGACAUAAAAGUGGUGUGCAGCAGAGACCACGGCGCACAGAGGAGAGGGCGCAGCACGCGCGCACACAUGUCCCACAAGUUGAAGGGAACACGGAUGUGUCUUUGCGCACGGAGAUGCGCGAUAAACCGCAGCUUGAUUGGAAGGAAAUGAGUUUUUAAGUGAGCAUUCCUUACGUGUCACGUGCUUUCCCCUAAACUUGGGUCACUUUGCAAUUACCGCCGUAGUUGCCUUGUUGUGAGGUUUGUCCCCGGUUGUUCGGUAAAGCGACUUUCGGGAUUCAACAGGGAAAUGGAUCCUUUAUUCAAUUCCACCGAUGCGCCAAUUUGGACCACUGACUCCAACGACACCAGCAACGGGACCGCGCACUGGAACCAGUUUGUUCAGCCCGCCUGGAAGAUCGUGCUCUGGGCCAUCGCGUACGGCUGCAUAGUGCUGGUGUCCGUGGUGGGCAAUCUCACGGUGAUCUGGAUUAUCAUGGCGCACAAACGCAUGAGGACCGUCACCAAUUAUUUCCUUCUGAACCUGGCGUUCGCCGAAGCCUCCAUGUCCGCCUUCAACACCGUGAUCAACUUCACGUACGCGGUGCACAACGACUGGUACUUCGGACUCGACUACUGCCGCUUUCACAACUUCUUUCCGAUCGCAGCAGUCUUCGCCAGCAUCUACUCAAUGACCGCAAUCGCUCUGGACAGGUACAUGGCCAUCAUCCACCCUCUGCAGCAGCGCAUGUCCUCCACCGAGACCAAGGUGGUGGUCGUGGUGAUCUGGGCGCUGGCUCUGCUCCUGGCGUUCCCUCAGUACUACUACUCCGACAUUGACAGGCAGCCCAGCCGGGUGGUGUGCUUCAUCGACUGGCCCACGUACACCGUGUGCGACUUCAAAAUAAUGUACUACGUGUGCGUGACCAUCCUGAUCUAUUUCCUUCCUCUGCUGGUGAUGGGAUGUGCUUAUCUGGUGGUGGGACUCACCCUCUGGGCCAGCGAAAUCCCCGGAGACUCUUCUGACCGCUACAAGGAGCAGCUCACGGCCAAACGCAAGGUGGUGAAGAUGAUGAUCGUGGUGGUGUGCACGUUUGCCGUCUGCUGGCUGCCCUACCACAUCUUCUUCCUGCUGCAUCAGGCCUUCCCCGCCCUGUUUGAAGAAAGGUUCAUCCAGCAGGUCUACCUGGCCAUCAUGUGGCUGGCCAUGAGCUCCACCAUGUACAACCCCAUCAUCUACUGCUGCCUCAACGACAGGUUCCGGGCCGGCUUCAAACAGGCCUUCAGCUUCUGCCCGUGCGUCCCGCGAGGCUCGUACGAAGGCCUGGAGCUCAAGUCCACCCGCUACCUUCACACCCAGACCAGCGUGUACAAGACCAGCCGCAUGGAGACCACCGUCUCCACCGUCCUCCCGGUGGGCGGCGACCAGGAGCCGCCCAGGGCCAGGGCGCUGCCGGCGGCGGCCCCGCAGCCCGCCGGGCCCGCGCUCGCCGCCGGGGCGCACAGCUCCUCCGCGGACCUCACCUCCAACGAGUCGUCGUCGCGCAGCGUCUCCAAAACCGUAUCCGAGACGUCCAGUUUCUACUCGAGCAACAACGUGCACGAAUAGACCCCCCC
Messenger RNA from Pungitius pungitius (ninespine stickleback), 1838 nucleotides. RefSeq names its product tachykinin receptor 1a (gene tacr1a). Gene Ontology annotation, molecular function: substance P receptor activity. Lineage: Eukaryota; Metazoa; Chordata; Actinopteri; Perciformes; Gasterosteidae. The transcript is spliced from 5 exons. The record is from RefSeq and is a predicted model, not a curated record. Gene Ontology annotation, biological process: positive regulation of flagellated sperm motility; G protein-coupled receptor signaling pathway. Gene Ontology annotation, cellular component: sperm midpiece; plasma membrane. Bases 532 to 1830 code for a protein of 432 amino acids.